Molecule: messenger RNA, 1498 nt
Organism: Corvus hawaiiensis (hawaiian crow)
Lineage: Eukaryota; Metazoa; Chordata; Aves; Passeriformes; Corvidae
Gene: PIH1D1
Product: PIH1 domain containing 1
Exons: 9
Coding region: 115-993 (292 amino acids)
Biological process (GO): box C/D snoRNP assembly; rRNA processing
Cellular component (GO): cytoplasm; ribonucleoprotein complex; R2TP complex
Source: RefSeq, a predicted model, not a curated record
GGAUCCCUGGGGGUUUCCGGGGAGGCUCCCUGGGGUCUCGGUCCAUCCCGGGCCGGGAGUCGUGGUGUUUUCCCCUCCCUCUCCGGAUUCUCCCCCAUCCCGGUCCCCCAGGCCAUGGCGGACCCGUCGCUGCUCUCGGCCGAGCUGGAGGCGGACGAGGAGGAGGAGGCGGCGCUGCGGCGGCUCCUGCUGCAGGUGACCCCGGACCCUGAGGAGCCCCCGCGCCCCGGCCCCGCCCGCGCCGUCACCCCGCAGCCGGGGCUGUGCGUGAAGACCCGCGCGGGUGGGAACAAAGUGUUCGUCAACGUCUGUCACUCGCCCGAGGUGCCGCCGCCACCCCCCGUGUCCCCCCCGGGCCUCCAGAGGCUUCUGCGGGAGCCCCCCGGCCCCGACGGCGGCUUCAGGAUCCCCAUGAGCCUCGGGGAGCCACACGCCGAGCUAGACCGAGGAGGCCGUGGCUGCACCGCCUACGACGUGGUGGUGAAUUCGGGAUUCUUCAGGACGCUCCAGGCCGAUCCUUUGUACCUCGAGUUCUUCCUGACCGUGGCCAUGGAGGGGCUGUCGGAGAAGUACGGCGUGGAACUGGAGCUCACUGGCUGGCGGGUGCUGCAGAACCGGAAAUUCCUGGGCUCUAUCUCAGCCCAAAACAUCCGGGCCCGGCCCCGGCCCCACAUCCAGGAGCUCCCGGGCCCCCCAGACCCCCCCCAGUUCGUGGUGGUCGCCGAGCCCUCGGCCCAGGACCCACAAGUGCUGCAGGCCCGGGUGCACCUGCCCCAGGUGGAGGGGGCGGGGUCUCUCUGGCUGGGGCUGAGCGAGGAGCGGCUGCUGCUGCUCCGCCCGCCGCCAGGGGGCGCCGCCGCCGAGGGUCCGCCCGGCCGCCAGGGGGCGCUGCUGGAGCUGGGCCUGCCCCUGCCCGCGGACCCCGCGCGGUGCCGCGCGCGCUUCCGCCGCCGCUCCAAGGUUCUCACGGUGACGAUGCCGCUACGGGUGUGAGGGGCGAGGGACCCAUCCCGACCGACCCCCCCCCGAGAAGUCCCAGGAUCGCUCUGGACCCUCCCCAGCAUCGUCCGGGACCCUCCUGGCCACCCCAGCCUGGGGUCAUCCUGGACUUCCCCAGGAUGCUCUUGGACACCCCCAGGAGCCUCCUGGACCCCCCAGCCCAGGACCCCUCUGGACUUCCUCUCAGGGACCCCCUUCAGGACCCUCUGACCUCUGGGGCCUUUCUCGGGACGGUUCUGACCACCCCGAGGCCUCUCAGGGACCCUCCUCAGGACCCCCUAAACUCCUCCAGGAAUGUUCGGGGACGCCCCCCACGACCCUCCUGGACCCUCCACCCCGAGAUUGUCUGAAACUUCCCCUUGGGCCCCCCCGAUCCUCCCCAGGUCCCUCCUGGCCCCUCUUCCCACCCCUACCCAUCCCCUCAGACCCGCCACACUCCCCUCAGGAUCCUCCCACCUCCUUUUUUGUGCAAAACCCCCCAAUAAAAGUUAAACCCCAA